AAUCAAAUUGAAGGUUCAGGUUAAAACCUCAGGAUACCCCCCAGUCGGCGAGUUUGUUCCGGUCUGCUCCGCACACCGCACAAGAUCCUGACAAUGAGAAUGCCAAUGGCGCUCUUCGGCGAUUGAAUCAUUCAUUUGCUUACCCUUGUUCCUUAGCUAGUUAGGACUUCCUCCUUUUAUGAGACUUCUUCCUUUCUAACUCAUCAUAAGGCUCUCCAACUCGCAACAAUGAUGCAGGCGAGAUUGAUAACUCUACCUCUCCUUUUUCGACCAUAUGCGUCCUCCCUGCGCUCCUCUGUGUUUCGCCCAACAAUCAGGAGGACCAAGACAUCCUCCUCCUCUUCUUCCAAGCGUGUCGAAAUUGACGAAUUAUCCUCGAAGCAUGGGGUUCGCCUCACACAAACGGAGCAACGAAUGCUUCGACAACAGCUCGAUUCCAAUGGCGAUGGUAUCAUUACACGAAGAGAACUCCAAAAGGCCGGCAGAAAAGCAUUGGAAUCACAGUGGGAACGAGAGUUGUGCCUUCAGGUUAUUGAGCAGCCCGUGUCGUAUACCAGUCGCAUGGCAGCCACGUUUCUGUCCGUAUUGGACUACAGUGGAACGGCACUGUUUGCCAUAGUAGGCACCCAAUUAGCCGGAGAAGCUGGCAUGAAUCUAGUGGGAUGCACUCUGGUGGGCUGCAUUACCUGUCUUGGAGGAGGAACACUCAAUAAUCUGCUGUAUGGAUCCUCGGCAUCCUUACUGGGGAGACCUGGCGUGUUCUGGGUCACUACUCCAAGCUACCUUGUGACGGCUGUAGCAGCAUCCAUGGCUACCUUUUUCCUCUGGCCCGUUUAUUGCCGAAAUCAGGCACGAAACGAAAUGGAAGAGUUUAUUGGCAAGGACAACCUGGAAGAGGAUGGCAGUAUCAGUCUGCAGACCUUUGUCAAAGCCUGUCAGAGAAAUCCAGAAUUCACCCAGAAAGUGGCGUCUGCUUUUGGAGUGGAUCCCACGGCAAUUUCCGCCUCGGAACUCUUUCAACUUGUCGACACCGACAAGUCAAACCAUAUCGAGUUGGAUGAAAUGCAAGCACUCGUGGGGAAACGGUUUGACGCAUCCCCAACCAUCUACGCACUGGACACACUCGCACUGGCAGCCUUUGCAGUGGUGGGAGUCAAUGGAGCCAUUGGUCGAGGACUACCGCCAUUGGUGGCGGCCACAUCCGGCGUCACAAUGUGUUUUGGAGGAAUCAUGCGAGAUGUCAUGUGUGGACGAGAAGUAGCCAUUGGAGGACAGAGUUAUGCCUUUACAACUGGAGCAGGGUCCCUCAUGUAUGUUUUGCUGAGGGAACUACGCUUGCGUCAAAGGGUUAUACCCAUUCCCUUGAUUGCGAGAAUGGUGAUUGCAUUCAGUACUACCGUCUCUCUUCGAGUUUUUGAGUUUUGGCAAGGGGCUCCUUUGCUCCAAUCCAUGCACCACGAAAUUAACUAAGCUGCAUGCGUGCUGCAUGAAACUUUGAUACACUACCGCAUAAUUUUGAGCUUUUGUUUAUUAUCAUACAACCUGAUCACAAGGACCAAUUAAAAUCUGUUCUGUGGUGGAACCAGCUUGAAAGGCAGUUCUCCAGUUUGAACCACAGGAGCACACGCGUUAACAUUUUUGUUGGACAGUGGAACCUGAAUACAUUUGUGCUAGCUAGAAGGUAAACGAAAAUAGAUUAUGAACUCCAGAUUUUGGAAGACGUGGCA
This is a messenger RNA of Seminavis robusta, 1727 nucleotides long. The record is from the annotation of a GenBank genome assembly. NCBI's taxonomy places the organism in Eukaryota, Bacillariophyta, Bacillariophyceae, Naviculales, Naviculaceae.